ACUGAGGCGGUUUGUUGAUGUUGACUCGCACAUUGGAUUUUGGUAGCCUAGCAAUAUACAGUCCAACAUCAUCAUCAACCGCAACCACCUAUCACGACACCUCACGUUCACACUGAAAGCCCCGGCGCCUCCUUCACUACCAAGACGUUGACGGUGCAAGUCCGCUCCGUUUUUGCUUCUCCGGGCAUCCCCUAUUUCGCCGUCACCAUGGCCGACCACGACCACGAUCCUAUCGACAAGCGAUCCGCCUCACGCACACGCAAUUCGCGUCCCACGACCCCAAUGCGCCCAACGACACCCCUACGCCCCUCGUCGCGCUCAUCCUUCCGCGAGUCUGCCCGCGACAGUGUGCACGGCGGCGGCGAGUCGUUCCCCCUCAACGCCUUCGAGCCAGCCUUUGCCGAGCUCUCGGACGCCGUCGCAGACCUCGAGGCCAACAUGAUGCACUUCCAGUUAAUGCACGAGAGUCUGGCCCGCUUCAGCGAAUCCUUUGCAAGCUUUCUGUACGGCCUCAACAUGAACGCUUUCUGUGUCGACUUCCAAGAGGGCCCUGUUGCAGAGUCAUUUCGGCGUGCAAAGCAACAGGACGAGUUCGGUGCAAACGCGGGGACAGGAAUUCCUCGCGCGCCGGAGAGGACCGCCCCAGACAAUGAAGGCGAAACAACCUUCAUGUAUUUACACCCAUUCCCUCAUCGCGUCGGUAAUCUCGACAGCGUUCGCUAACCAAACAUAGGACUACGGAUGUUUCAUUUGUCG
Colletotrichum navitas is the source of this 756-nucleotide messenger RNA. Its product is annotated as DASH complex subunit Dam1-domain-containing protein. The transcript has 3 exons. The coding region runs from base 208 to 723 and encodes 171 amino acids. The record is from RefSeq and is a predicted model, not a curated record. Gene Ontology annotation, cellular component: mitotic spindle pole body; mitotic spindle polar microtubule; mitotic spindle. Gene Ontology annotation, biological process: mitotic sister chromatid biorientation. Lineage: Eukaryota; Fungi; Ascomycota; Sordariomycetes; Glomerellales; Glomerellaceae.